UUUACCACUGUCAAUAAAAAUAUUGUUAAACAUGCAGUGGAUAAUACUUUUAAGUUUAGUGGGUUUCAAUGUGUUUCAAAGAUCUGAAGCUGCAAGCUUUUUAGAUUUGUUCCGUCCACCAAACAGCCAGGACAAAAAUGAAGAAAAGAGUUUGGUCCUACUUCAUGUGCUAUUUCGACAUGGUAAUAGGACAGCUGACAGUAAAGAAGAACUUUACCCAACUGAUCCAUACUACAACAAGACGUACUUCCCAACAGGUUUGGGGCAACUUACAGAAGCAGGUAAAAUGAAAGAAUUCAACAUAGGCAAACAACUUCGAGAAAGAUACAACAAUUUUUUGGGCAACUACGUGUAUCCCCAACUUGUAGAUGCCAGAUCUACAGAUUAUAACAGAACGAAGGCUUCACUACUUUAUUGUCUUGCCGGUUUAUUCCCUCCACGGGGUCAACAAAUUUGGAACAGAAGGUUGGAUUGGCAAGCUGUUCCUUACAAUUACUGGUCCAGAAACAAUGAUAAAGUUUUGCUAGGAGUUAAUUGUCCUAAAUAUAUUGAAGAUUACCGUGCACAAACCUUAUCUCCCAAACAACAAGCCGAGUAUGGAAUGUACAAGGAUACAAUGGCGUACAUUUCAAAAUAUUCCGGAUUGAAUGUUACAACGUUUUUACAAGUUUAUCAAUUGUAUUUCGGCGUUUCCACAGAGAGUGAAUAUGGACUAAAACUCCCAGAAUGGCUAGAAAAAAUCUGGCCGCAAAAUAUUACGGAGAUUGCUAUAAGAGAAUAUGGAGUGGCUACAGCAACAACCACCUUACGACAGAUGGCUUCGGGGUACCUGUUGAAAAAGAUCAUAGAAGAUACAAGAAACAAAAUUGACGAAGACCCAGAUACAGAAUUUAAGAAGAAAAUAUAUUUGUAUUCAGCUCACGAAAGUAAUGUGGCACAUUUCUUAAUUACUCUAGACUUGUUCAAACCUCAUAUACCAAAUUAUGGUGCAUAUGUUAUUUUGGAAGUGCAUAAAAUUGACGAGGUGUAUGGAAUCAAAAUAUAUUAUCAAAAUUAUGUGACGGAUAAACCAAAACUGAUGAAAUUACCCGCUUGUGAUGAAUUUUGUCCUUUAGAUAAGUUUAUACAGCUUUACCAGGAGUAUAUUCCCAGUGAUAGUACAUGUGGCAUUUAAAAUUUAUGUCAAUAAUUAACAUAGAUUCUAAUCUUAUAAUUGUUAUUACUUAAAAUAUAAAAAGACGCAAUUAAAUUA
Molecule: messenger RNA, 1252 nt
Organism: Aethina tumida (small hive beetle)
Lineage: Eukaryota; Metazoa; Arthropoda; Insecta; Coleoptera; Nitidulidae
Product: venom acid phosphatase Acph-1
Exons: 5
Coding region: 32-1174 (380 amino acids)
Biological process (GO): dephosphorylation
Molecular function (GO): phosphatase activity
Source: RefSeq, a predicted model, not a curated record